GAUAAAACGAAAUUGUUACCUGCGAUGCUUUGGCCUUCCAUGGUUUGGGACUUUUACUUUUCUGAAUCAAGCCAUUGUGUGUAGGUCAACGUCUCUACGAAGUACAAGCAUAAUUUGUCACUUGAUUGUCUUUCUCUCAACAGGAAGUUGUUUUUUGAAGUUCGUUCAUGAUUUGUUUUCCUGUACCGACAACCGAUGGGAGCGGCUACUCCUGCUACUCCUAGUUACAAGAAUCUAUCGUCUAAUGUCUUUUUUUGAUUAAGUAAUUCCUUCGAUGGCUGCGAGUGACUCACAUGGAUUCGUAACAGUAGGAUAUGGGAUCGUCUCGACCUGGUGCCAAGCGGGCCCGUGUUGAGUCUCAAAGUGGUGAAGGAGCGAAGCAGAGCGAAGUGAGGCAUGCUAAUGGUAAUUCCAACGGCAACGAAGGCAACGACAUUAAUAACGUUGGAGGUGCAGCUGCAGCAGGAACAGGUGGCCUAAGUGCAACAACGAACAAGCCAACGCUAAUGAGUGGCGUAGUUGUAAGUGGUGUUACUCCCACAAUGAGUGGCGCGCAGCAGCAACAGCAGCAGCCGCUGCGCAAAAUUCUCGCUGUGGGCAGCGCCCAUGGCGAGUGGCGACGGACGUUCAGUGUCGCAGAGGAGUACCAUAGGAAGCAGAAAUUCGAGUUUAUGCUUGCCUGUGGUUCUUUUCUGGGCAGUAAAGCGCAAAUGGCUCCGUAUCUAGCAAACGGGGACAGUAAAGUUCCGCUCCCGACGUACUUCAUUGACGCUGAGUCGACCAUGUUCGUCGACCGAGCUUACCACGGGAAGACAGUUGCGGACAAGCUCCAUUUCCUAGGAGGAUGCGGGUUGAGAGAGAUUGAUGGACUGCGAGUUGCGUUUUUGAGUGGAACGAUGCCACGGAUGCGUGAUGGUGCAACAACUAGAAAAGUUGUAGUGAUUGACUUGAUUGAAGUUGUAGUGAUUGACUGGAUGAUCAAAUUAUACAAAUACAACUUGAUUGAUCAAAUUAUACAAAUACAACUUGCGGUGAAAGACUUGAAUCUAGUAUGCGGUAAGACGCCUAGGAUUUCCCUGCCAACUACUUCUACCGACGUCCCCUUUUUUACAACUACAUUUUAAUAUGUAUCCACAUCCUACUUUACCCAGGCACAAUUGAUUGGGCCGCCUUUAAUCAGUGCUGUGUUGUGCCCGAUGAUGAGCCUGCUAAGUUUACGAGCUACGAAAACCGUGAUGGCGUCAACGUUGUGGGGUAUACACUUAAGGGCAGCACAAGAAAUCUCCCAUUUUCAGAGGCAUCCAUCUUGGUCCCGUUAUUAAAGGGAAAAGGAGACCCAAGAUGUUGCUGAGGAUGGACUUCCAUUAGUUCUAAUACACGCAGUUGCAUCGAGAAAAUAGCCCAACUAGCAGAGGGCAAGCCAGUGGACAUCCUGCUUACAAGCGAGUGGCCGGCAAAAUUGACCAGGUACUCCCUCAUGUUUCUGAUUCUGUUCGCAUUUGACAGCCCUUCUUUGUAUUUUUUCCCUUGAAACACUACUUCCUGUUUUCAUCAGACAAAAUGGAGGCAAUCACUUUUUCCCUUUAAACACUACUUCCUGUUUUCAUCAGACAAAAUGGAGGCAAUCACUUUUUCCCUUGAAACACUACUUCCUGUUUUCACAGUGAGCUUUCCGACGACGAAGUGACCCAUGCUGGUCGCAGUGUGCCCGCAGAGGAUGCCAGUAGUCCUGCAGUAAGCGAGUUAGUCCGCCUAGUCCAACCUCGAUGGCACUUCUUCGCGAAUGAAGGGCGAUAUUUCAAGCGUCGACCGUUUCUAGUUCCUGACAAGACGCAUCUCUGCAUUUCGAUCGGCCUCUGCUACGCUGGAGAGAAGAGCGAAGCAACCAGCGAAGGGAAGCCUAAUAAAGGUUUGCACGCGAUCCAGUUGAGGGAUACAAUUUCCAGGACUCCAGCUGACGUGUUACUUAGAGAAAAGGAUAGAGAAACAGCGACUGCGUGUCCAUUUGUAGAAGGCGUUUUGCCAGGUGUGGAGGAGUUCUGCCAUACAGUACCAGCAACAGUCGAUGCGAAGACAGUUGGAUCAAACAAUGUCGUCGAGAAGUCAGCCGACGAAGACGAAGACACCUCAGAGGAGGAGGAAGACGAAGUCUCAGCGUUGAGUCCACAGGAGGACUUAGCGAAUUCUGAUGCCCUUAUUAUGGGCAAAGGAGCUGCUGCAGGAGCUGCAGCUUCAGAAGGAGCUGCAUCAGCUAAUGUCAUCAAUCCAAUUUCAACUGCAGUUGCGAAAGAUAGUUCUGUGGAAGUUAUUCACCUACCAAAAAUUGGAGCACAGAGAGACGAUGAGGGCGCCAAUGGUGACUCUGCCGUAGCCGACGAUGAGGGCGCUGGAGAGGCAGAAGAGUCACCUGCUAGCCCUGAAGAUGACGAAGAUGCUGUGGCUAUCAGACUCGAAGCGCAGAGACGACAGGAAACCCGGAAACUACUAGAUGUUGACUCACGAGACAUCAUGAAUACGAGGAGGAGGUCGAUCAGUCCUGGCCAGGAGAGAGAUGAUUCGCGAGACAUCAGAAGAGAAACAGGUGUUGAGAGUGGCCAGUCUUUAGAGGACAGUCCUGGCGAUCCUGGCCAAGAAGUACGAGACGAGGAUGAAGCUGUUGAAGACGCGGCUGCUGAAGAUGGUGCCGAUCAUGAUAUGAUUGUCGAUGUUGACGGAAACAAGGCAGCAUCAGAUGAUCUAGAGUCACUGCCAGAAGCGUUUGAGGCGGGCUACGACAUAGAUGCGGAACAGGGGACCAAUAAAACCCUGCUCACAGUCAAGGUUGCGCCAGAAAAAACUGUGGUAUUCCAGACCGGCAAAGUAGCGUGUCGAGCAAGCGGAAGCGCGUUCUGUUCGCAGGGAGAUACGCAGAUACUGGCAACGGUACCUCUAUAGAUCUAAUUAUAGUUGCGUUAGAGCCAUAAGAAGAGUUACUACGAUACUGUGGUUUUGUGUGUAUUGAAGAAGAGAGUUACUUCAACAUUGUGGCUUUGUGUGUGUUGAAAGUACUUCUUGGAGAAAAUUGGACGCUAAGUAAAGACCUAUCGAUGAAUAUCUGACUCCUUCAGGCUUGCUGCGAGCCUCGUCCGAGACCUUUUUUUGCAAAGGCUUAUGGGGAUAAUCCAGCAGACUCUGCUGAGGCAGCUCUAGCGACGCCACUGACAGUCGAAUACAAAGAAAAGUGGUCAGCAAUGGGUCUCACUAUGCCGAACCACGAGAGACGUGAGAAAAUCUACAGUUCAGACCACGAGACUUUGAUUUCUCGAUUAGUGGACAGGCCCUUGCGACCGGUUUUUCCUGAGUGGUGGAAUAAAGAGACUAAGGUGACACUAGACCUGAUGAGUGGCGAGCAAGCGCAUCUGCCAGAUGCGCUUGCAAUUAAUGCGGCCAGCAUGGCUUUGUUGUUGAGCGACGUACCUUUUGGGGAGGCAGUAGCAGGUGUUACGGUAGCGGGGAUUCGCAGAAAACUUCCUGCCGCAGAAAGGGAGGAAAAUAACGAAUACCAAGAUGCUGCUGAGCAAGAAGACGAAGACGAAAAUUCUACCACAACUCGUUUAGAAUUCGUGGUUUUCCCUACUAGGAAAGAGCGCGAGGAAGCCGAAUUGAUCCUAGUCGCUGCCGGAACGGCCAGUAGUGUCUCAAUGUUAGAGGCCAGUGCGAAUUUCAGUAGCGAGGACGACUUUAUUCAGGCCCUGGAGGUGGCUCAAGAGACAAUCGCCACCAUGUGCGAAGCGAUGGAUCACUUGGCCAGGCUACGCGGUAAAGAAAAGCAGAAGAACCCGGAAGGGGAAGCUUUAGCUGCUGAGAAGGAAGAACAGAAGAAAGCUCUGCUAGCAUUAGGAGCAUCUUCUACUUCGGGAUCGGGUGUAGAGGGUAUUACUACUUCCAAUAUGGAAGGGGUAGUCCCAGGAGACGCCUCGUUGGAAGGUGUUGGCGUUUUGAGACCGGAACUGGAUCCACAUCGACUGCUGAGCGAUUUGGCGCGACGAUUCACUCCUGCAGUCGUGUCUCUCUUCAGAGAGGCGUCGAAACUACCUGCGUGGGAACAUAGCGAAAAUGUGUGGGAAUUCUUUCGGACACAAGUCUUAACCACUUAUCGCGGAACCUCUUUGUACGCUGAAAGCUUGUUGAGACGAGUGUUUCGCAAGUUUUUGGGACUGGUGUUGUGCGAUUUUGUGCGCCAAACGGGUCAGCGACUGGACGGACGUAGUACCUCGGAUUUACGUCCAUUGGACAUUGAGCCGCACUAUUUACCAGGACCACACGGUUGCUGCCUGUUUUCAGUUGAAGGAACCCAGACGUCAUCGAUCUGUACUCUUGGCGACAGCUCAACCGCGCUAAAAGCUGAUCGACUGUUUGCUCCGGUGGUGCAGGGACCUCUCCAAAACGGAGGAGACACUGGCAGUAACGCACUUUCUUCGAAAAGAACAACCUCUAGUGGACCAGAUACGAAUUCUCCUUUAGCAGGUGGUGCGUCAGCAGGAGAGCCUGCCAGGAAUCCGGAGCGAUUCUUCUUUCAGUACACGCUUCCAGCUUACUCUGUGAACGAAGUUAGGCAGAGGAAUACGCGGACGCGACUGGAAGUGGGUCACGAGGACCUAGCUGAGAGGGCAUUACGUCCUUGCAUUCCUGCGGAGAGCGAUGAUUGGCCAUACACGAUGCGAGUCGAGUCGACGGUCAUGGAGAGCUGCGGCGGGAGCAGUAUUUCUAUUUCUAUUUUGUUAAUUUCGAUGCAACUGUGAAGAUAUUGUAAAGACAGUUUUCACGAAAAGUUGAGAUCUAAACUCUUUCAAGUUUUCGCCAAGCUGUCGAAGUUCGACAUUUAUGGAUAUCAUAAGCGUUACUACUGAGCAAAUAUGUGGUAGGACAUCCGUGUUGUGGAUUAAAUUUGAGAGUACUUGACUCAGUCAGCAAGUGCGUGAAAAGGCGCUCCUCAGAAAAUGAAUUCAAUUUAAACAAGAUAAAAUCAAAAUUUAUUUGAGAAAAAUUAAAUCAGUCAGCAAGUGCGUGAAAAGGUGCUCCCCAGGAAGUGAAUUUAAUUGAAACAAGAUAAAAUCAAAAUUUUGUGGAUUUGCAAUUGAAUUUCUGGAAUUCAUUUUAAGCAAAAUAUUAUGUAGAUUUUCUGCGUAGAUUCUCAUAUCCGAAUCUAUUUCGACAUAUACUCUCAUUUCGAUCUAAAAAAAUAGCUUUCAUGGAACUUGAUGUCUCUCUACUAGAAAAAAUGCAUCUCAGCAUAGUUCUCUGAUAUGAAUUAGGCUGCGUAUCAAAUAGGGCUUAAAAAUUGUAACUACUAUCUUCGCCACCAGGUAUGUCCAGUGUGUGUGGUGGCUGUCUCGCUUUAGUCGAUGCAGGGGUACCGAUAACCUCUCCUGUAGCUGGCGUUUCUCUAGGUCUGUUGACUUCAGAUAUCGACCUGACAGCGGCAGAAACUGCAGAACAAGGGCUUAUCUUGACGGAUAUUACGCAGUUUGAGGAUUCUAUUGGGCUAAUGGACUUCAAGGUAGCUGGAAAUCGCAGUGGGAUUUCUGCCAUGCAGCUAGACGUGAAGAAUGAAGGUAGACGGAGUGAUUUUCUUUGCACUGAUCAUAGAUACACAAUUUUUUUCUUGUUAAGAUUAUAGUGGUGGGUCAAGAAAUCGAUUGAAAUACAAUUCACGCUAGUAGAUGUUAGAAUAACACGCUUUUUCGAUGUUUAGAAUGAAUAGAUUCGCGCUAAUUACCUACUUAGACACGUAUCUCUUCAUUCUUGAUCAUCAGGUCUCACGCUCCCCGUGUUCGCCGCAGCCUUGAAACAAGCUCAAGUUGCUCGUUCUCGCCUCCUCGAUGAGAUGGAAGAAACCAUCGAGGUUUCGUCGUCUCGCGUUGUUCGGAAACCUCGAUUACAGAUGCUCCGGUUUGCUAUUCCUCCAGAGAGUAAAGGUAGAGUAAUCGGACCGGGAGGUAGUUCGAUCCGCAAAAUGGAAGCGACGUUCGGCAUAUCGAUGCAGGUGAACGAGACUAGUGUGGAAUUGAUGGGCAAAAACCUCAGCGAUCUGCACACAGCGAAAACAACGGUGUUAGAAGCGGUUAAUCGAGGGAUGGAGUUUUCGGUUGAUAAGAAUAGUGCUGCUGGUGGUGGGAGUGGUGCUGGUGGAAAAAAUAAUGGUGGCCAGGCAGACGAUGGAGAGCAACAACUUACGGGAGAGGGAGGUGCUCGACGAGGAGACGUCGAUGCAUCACAACUAGCACCGCAUCAAGCUUUUGCCGAGGCAUCCACCGGUUCUACCAUGCUGCAAGUCUCCGCUCCCGCUCUUGCUAGACCGCAGAUCGUCGGUCCCGCUGGCAGUCAUCUGCGAGAAAUGAUCGAGUUUUUUGCGCUCGAGGACAUCAAAGCGGACUCUGUGCCCAAAAAUGCCGAUCGCUACGAGGCCUUCACUGUGACACUUUUAGGCGGUGAUCCACAGGCGAGACGAGAUUGCAGUGAAAAAAUCGAACGGAUCAUCGAAACUGUAAUACUGGAGGAAGAGCGGAGGUUAAAAGUCGUCUGCGAACAGGGUGUAAGUGAACUACCAACAAGAGAAGAUGUUGUGCAGCAGCGAAGAGAUGUUGAUGGUCGCGACGUCGACGGAGCAGGAGAUAGAAGUACUACUAGAAGAAGGGCACGAAAUGACGCCGAUGAAGGUGACGCCGAUGAAGGUGAUCGCGACAACAUUGUCGUCAUCACGAUCGACCACCGCCGCGACGAUCCUAGGGACGAGGACUUGCGACCUCCUCCGACUAAGAAGGCGAAGACAUCAGCUUCUAUGUUGACAUCAACUAAGGCAGCUUCUAUGUCGUCCAAACCGACGUCGAAAAGGAGUUCUCGACGUGGUGGCUCCUUUGCUGAGGAACGAAGAGGCGUUCCGAAAGCGGUGACUAGUAUGCCUGUGAUUGGUCAAAAUACUAGAGGUGUAAGUGUUGAGGGUCGGGGUCAUCCUGGUGGACGACGAGAUCAAGAUCAGCAGGAGGCUGAGACCCGUUCCCGAGUACCUCCGCCAAGUGUAGAUGCCUCUAGUAUUGGUAACGGCGCAGCAGUUGCAGGAACCUCUAGUACUAUUGGAGGUGCAUCACCAUCAACCCUCGUGAAUGUGCCGAGGGACAAGCAGGCUUUAGUUUUGGGGAAGAAGGGUAGCACGAUCAAGAAAUUGCGUGACCGCUUCGCUGUUGAAGAUAUCAAAUGUCGAUCUGACCCAAGGUUUCCUGAAAAAGGAUACUGCGAGAUCAUUGGAGGCACGCAGGCGCAAAGAGAGGCUUGUGCCCUAGCGAUUCAAGAGCUUCAAUUAACCGGAACAACCGCGUGCUUGGAAGAACCAGUAGCGGCGAUCACAUCAGUGCAAACUGUGGCAGAUAUCAUGUCCGGAGGUGGUAGAAGCAGCGGCAACUAUAACAGGGGAACAAGAGCAAGUCGCGGGAGUCAUGGGAGAGGUCAUGGGACCUCGAGAGGCCCUCCAAGAGGUCGUGUAGUAGAACAAGUAGAGGAACAACAGCUCGCACCAGGUGGAGUCCAAGAUUUAGAGUACGACGACAUCGAUCCAGAGCUGUUGGAGCAAAUCCAGGGAAGCAGCAGAUUGAACACAACAGCGGUAAUUCAGGGUACAACUCCAAGACAGGGUCGAGGACAAGGAUUCCAAAGCGACAAUCAUGAUGCAGGUGCUUCCUCUGAUGCAGCAAUGAAUGGUGCUACUGGAGGUAAACCUCCAGGAGCGAGUAAGAGAGACAUGGAAGACGACGACCCUGGCUGGCGAAGGGAGAUGGAGACCGUGGCGUCAGCGUUGCAGGAAGGAGACGACUUCUUCAUCCUCAACACCGAUGUGGAGGCAACAUGGAGGCGACAGUUUCUACAACAACUGAGCAAGAAGUACGACCUAAACCUCGACGAAGACGACGAGGGGAAUAUGACUUUGGUCAAAGACGCGGAAGACGAAGAGUGAGCAGUUCUUGGCAGACGACAACGUGAACCUCUAGACCUUUUCAACUUUCUACUUCUGCAAUGAAUACUAGUUUCUGUUGUACUAGAUCUUCACACGAGACGAGAGCUUCCUUCUUGUUGUUGAGUGCCUUGUAGAUACCGUCUCCUCCUUCCUUCUUGUUGACCAUUCCGUUCCUAGGAGAAGACACAUGGAAGAAGUGCUCAGCAGU
Messenger RNA from Amoebophrya sp. A25, 8195 nucleotides. The record is from the annotation of a GenBank genome assembly. NCBI's taxonomy places the organism in Eukaryota, Dinophyceae, Syndiniales, Amoebophryaceae.